Ceutorhynchus assimilis (cabbage seed weevil) is the source of this 336-nucleotide messenger RNA. The record is from the annotation of a GenBank genome assembly. Lineage: Eukaryota; Metazoa; Arthropoda; Insecta; Coleoptera; Curculionidae.
AUGAAAAAUUUCAUUUGGCUAGUCAGCUUCAAAGGAACCAAUGUGUCAUGUGUUUUCUUCAAAUAUUUCAUAUUAUUUAGUACAUGUAAUUUCCAAAAUUCUUCAAGGAUAAUUAUUACAACUUGGAAGUUAAAUGUGCACUCUUCACUCCAUUCGGGUUGCUCCAGUCACCAGUGCAUAUUUUACGGUUGCUUCUACACUUUUUUUGCCAAUGGAAUUCGCUAUAAUCCAAAUAGAAUACUCCAAUUGUACGGCAGUGUUGCCAACUGUAUGAGACGGAAUUCCCACAUAGGCUUUCAGCCGAACUCUUUUUCCACAAAAAAAAAAAUAAAAUAA